GCCUGCUUCCAGUCCCUGAGGGAAGCGGCGAGGGCUUGUGCUUGUCCGGCUCCUGCUGACCUUUGGCCCCUCAGGCAGUGCCCUCGCAGAGCUGUCCUCGUCGCCCCUCCUCCCCGGCUCUGGUAACAACACCCUAGCUCAGAGCCGGGGAGGGGAGGAGCCUUUCGCGUAGCGCCCCUGGUGCCUCCAGUAAGCCUAGAGUCGGCCCGCCCCGAGGGGCGUGAGGGGGCGGGGCUGAGGACUUAGGACUCCGGCCCAUAGACCGCCUCCCGCCGAGCCAGAGCAGGCUUCCCAGUCUGGUGUUGAGAGAGCCAUGACGGCGCUGCGGGGGCUCUGGCCCGAGAUGCAGGACACCUGUAUCUCGCUGGGGCUGAUGCUGUCGAUCGUGCUGUUCAUGGGGCUGGCCCGCGUGGUCACCCGGCAGCAGCUGAACAGGCCCACUGCCCACGCCUUCGUCUUGGAGUUUCUGGCCACGUUCCAGCUCUGCUUCUGCACCCAUGAGCUGCAACUGCUGAGCGAGCAGGAACCCCUGCACCCCACCUGGCCACUGACGCUAACCUACUUCUUCUCGUUGGUGCAUGGCCUGACUCUGGUGGGCACCUCAAGCAACCCGUGCGGCGUGAUGAUGCAGAUGAUGCUGGGGGGAAUGUCCGCUGAGACGGGUGCGAUGAGGCUGUUAGCUCAGCUGAUUGGUGCCCUGUGCAGCAGGUACUGCAUGGGCGCCCUGUGGAGCCUGGGACUGACCAAGUAUCACGUCAGCGAGAGGAGCCUCGCUUGCAGGAAUCCCAUCCAAGUGGACUUGCCCAAAGCGGUCAUCAUAGAGGCCGUCUCCUCCUUUAUCUUCCACAGCGCUUUGCUGCACUUCCAGGAGGUCCGAACCAAGCUUCGUAUCCACCUGCUGUCAGCACUCAUCACCUUUUUGGUCUAUGCAGGAGGAAGUCUAACAGGAGCUGUAUUUAAUCCAGCUUUGGCACUUUCACUACAUUUCAAGUGUUUUGAUGAAGCAUUCCUUCAAUUUUUUAUAGUAUAUUGGCUGGCUCCUUCUUUAGGUAUAUUGCUGAUGAUUUUGAUGUUCAGUUUUUUCCUUCCAUGGCUGUAUAACAACCACACAAUUAAUAAAAAGGAGUAACUAUUCUAAAAGACUCAGACUAAGUUUCAGGACAGUCAAGAUGGAUGUGAUAAAGAUUUUAUCACCUAAUAUUCACACACUGGCUGCACUGGAUUCGUCAAUGUUAUCUUCCUUUGAAGAAACUGCCUUAGAGUUUUCAUCACUGGGACUUAAAAAAAAUUACUGUGAAAAUGAGGUAUCCUGUGUUUUUCAGUUAAGACUUGUUCUUUUAAGCGUGUAUUAAAUGCUGCUAGAAAAGACUCUUUAAAUAUAAAUCUCAAGUGAUAAUUGUUAAUUUUGAUGAAAAAGAAAUUGAGUACAGGGUGAGAAGGGAAGGGAAGGGAAGGGAAGGUGAUGGUAGGACCAAGAAAGAGUACGUGUAUCAUGUGUCACCUGAAUGAACAAGAUUUUUAACCAAAGUUCAAACAGUCAUGCUUACAAAACUGGAGAGAGGAUACUUUUCAGCCACUACCUCACACAGUGAUACCAUCAGCAGUGUCAUCUUUCAAUAGGAAAGUUGCUUUUGGAAGUAGAUUAUAUACCUACUCAUACUCAAGGGGGUUCCUGAAUUUUAAAUAUAUUCUAAUCUAAAAUAUUUUCUCUAAAUAGACAAUCUCACCAGCUUUAGGCAAACCGUCAUUCUUUAGUAGAAUAAAGCACUCAUACAAGGUGUAAGCUUUUCACAUUCUCAUCGGACUAAACAGCUACCUUAUGAAGUAGGCAGGGCAUGUAUUUUUAAUCUCCAGUUUACAGAUAAGGAAACGAAGUCUAGAAGGGGGUUUACUGCUUUGCCCAAGGUCAAAUACAGCCAAAUACCAUCUUUAAACUUCUACUUCAAUACAAAAAAAUAUUCUCCGUCAUCAUUAAGACUAAUGGAAAAUUGAAGAUUUUAAAGAAACAUUAAAUACUUUAUAAUGUUACAAUCUGUUUAGGAAUUAACAGCGGGUUUUUUUAGGCUUAAAGAACCUUCAAGUUUUCCUCUAUUAGAAGCUUUCUUUUAUUGUAUGUCUACUUUUUAUUAAAAGUUCAGAUGAUAAAAGGUUAAGUAUGUUUCUCUUCAAAGGAAUUCCAUUAUCAGAGUUAAAACUGAAAGCAAAAAAAAAAGCGGGGUGGGGGGCGAAAUAAGAUCUGUUUGAGUAAUAAUCAAUGAAGCAACUGAUAAACUGCCAGGUGAUCUAAGUGCUGCUUGGUGAUCAGCCUGUGAUAGUCACUCCCUUUACACCUGCAGACUGAACCAGACUGCUGCAGGCUACCCAACAAGGCAGCCAGUUUGACAGUCAUGGACUUUGACUCUUGAACUUAGGAAUACAUACCGUAGUAUUUUCUAUUUUAAAAAGCAGAGUUCAUAAAAUUGCAACAAUGGCUAAAUGCAGUCUCUGACUUGUUUUAUUUGGCCUGCACAGUAUUUAAAACAAAAUAACAAGCUAGUUAUUUUAAGCUUUUAAACCACACAAAAAUCCAUAGUUCUAGCUUCUCUUGAAAAAAAUCAAAAGAUCAGUCAAUAUUAGGCCUGACUUCUGCUAUUACAAGCACACAAAAUGACUGGUCCCUUUAAAAUAGUCCCUUUGCCACUCCCUAUGUCUCUUCCAAACAUGAAGCUGAAUUUCACUUAUUAUUUCAUGGCUGUUUUUCUUAUAGGAAUUUUUUUUUCUUCAUGUCUCUUUAUCAUGAGACUGUGGUUUAAGAAAAUUGAGUAUUAAUUUGUGAAAAUGCCCAGCCCUCUAAACUGCACUUGUCAGAAUUAGAGGUUGUGACUUCUGAUGACACGGCUUCCCCUGCAGCCCUCUCAAAUGGUAGCUUAGCUGUUUUCUCUAUCACACCUCUUGAUACCACUGGGCCUGGAGAUGGAACAGGUCCCUUUCUCCUCAUCUAUUCUCUGCUCCCCCCAUUAAAAACAUGUCAUCAGACCAUGCCACCUUCUACCUGGGUACUUCUUAUUGCAGUUAUCUACUGUACAGUCCCCUCAAUUCCCUCUUGAUCCUUUAGGAAUUUAGUUCCUGUCUCGCUCUCACUCUCCACAACACAACUCCAGCUGUAUUUGUUGGUGAUUUCAAUACUUACAAAGACGAUCCUUCCAAUAUCUUGGCCUCCCAGUUCAUUGGCUGAACUUGAAAGGCUCUUCAAUAAUUUUUCCCUUCUCUUCUGCCUCAAUGACAACUUUGGUCAUAACCUUGAGCUUGUCAUUACCAAUAACUCAAACUCUUCUCUGAUCUCAAAUACCUCAUUCCCCAACCACUAACCCCUCUCUCCAGCUCACUCGCCCUACUAUCUCAUCUCCAAUGAUCCUCUGAACCCCCCAUGGGGAACUUCUGCCCACCGAUACCACCACGUUUUCACAUCUUUCUCCCCUCUCAAUUACUCUCGUCUCCUUCAGCAGCUUAAAUUACACUCUUACAUAGAAUCUUAACUCCCUUGUUCCUUUAUCUCAUCAUACUCACAUGGCUUAACCACAAUUUGAUUAAAUCCAACUGUCUGCUUAUUCCAUGCCUGCACCCAAACAUGAAAUAGAAGAAAAACUGGAGAUAGCAGCAGGACAGUUCUUUCAAAGACUUUUGCUGUAAGCAAAGAAAACAUGGGGGAAAUUGGGUCAAGAAAGAAUUUCCUUUUUUAAGGUGGGAAAGACAUCAGCAUGCUGAUGGGGAAUGCUGAGGGGAAUGAUGCAGUAGAGAAAAUAAUGAUGUAGGAAAGGGAGGGGAGAUUUCCCAGGUCCAUAGUUUUUAAUUGGCUAGCAAAGAUGGAAGCAAGUGCACAACUGAAGGGGCUGGCCUUAGCUAGAAGCACAGACAGAUCAUUCAUAGUAACAGGAGAAAAGGUAAGAAUAUAUGGGCACAAGAAGAGUUGGUUAAGCAGAUGUGAUGGUGGGAGUCUGAAGAAGUUCUUCAGUUUUCUUCUUCCCAUUUUUUCUUGAAGCAUUCUAGUCAGCCCUUCAACUCUACCAUUCCACUGAAAUUCCUGCCAAGGCCAUCAAUGACUUCCAUGCUGUUAAAUCAAGUUCUCAUACUUCUUACCUAUCAGCAGCAUUUGAUACAAUUUAUUGCUUUCUCCUCCUGGAUCACUUCACUUCCAGAAAAUUAUUGCCUUCUCAGUUUAUUCUUCCUCCUUUCCCCAAACUAAAUGAUAAGAGUUUCCCAGGGCUCAGUCCUCUGAGCUCUUUUCUAUUUAUACUUACUCCCUUGGUAAUUUUAUCCAGUCUUGUGGCUUUAUGGCAACUAUAUCCUAAUAACUGCCAAAUUUCUGUCUCCAGCUUGUACAACUGUCCUGAACUCCAGACUCAUAUCCAUCUGUAAAUGUAACUCUAUACUUGGUUGUCUAACAUAUAACUCAAGUUAAUACAUGCAGCUCUAGUUAAUUCAAACUGCAUAGUUUACCCAUUCUAUUGAUGGUAUUUGUUCUUACUCACUAUUAAAUCAAUGCAUGUGAUAAAACAUUCUUGUGCAUGUCUUCUUGUGUACGUGUGUUUUUCUAGGGUAGUAGGCUUUCAUACUUUUCAUUAUGGCCUACUAGCAUAGUUUGGUCAAGCCUCCAUCUACUUACUCCUGUCCAGAUUAUUGCAAUAACUUCCUGUUUCUAUUACCAGAGUGAUCCUAUUAAAACAAUCAAAUCAUGCAACAGCUCUCUAUUUCAGACUUAAAGGCAUAUAUUCUUCGAUUUAACUAUUACAAAACUGUACACAACUGUUGGUGCAAAAUAUUAAUGUGUUGGGAAAAACUGCACAUGAACCAAUGUGAUUUCUGGGUUAUACGGACAUCACUGCCCUACUCAGCAAUCAUUUGUGAGCUAGUUCACAUUAUUUAAAAACACACUGUAGCAAAACUGUAUUAGAAUGCUAGGGCUAGAAUAACCACACUUUAAAGCAUCCUACAUAAGGAAUAAUUCCUAGCUUCUAAAAGCACACAGGAUUCCACAACUUCUUGCUUUUAAAAGACACUGUAAACAAAAUGAAAAGACAAGUCACAGACUAGGAGACUGGAAUCUAGAAUAUAUAAAGGACAGAUGAGUAAGAAAAAAAUAACUUAAAACUGGGCAAAAAAUAUGGAAAAGUCAAAUGUACAAAGCAGGAAGGUGUUCAAUCUCACUAAUAAUCAGGAACAUGGAAAUUACAAUCCUGAUGAAAUUCUACUUCCAUAUUCAUCAGGUUGGCAGAAAUUCAGGAGUCUGGAAAUAUCAAAAAUUGAUGAGGAUAUAGAGAAGCAUUAUUCCCUAAUGGUGGAACUGUAAAUAGCUACAAUCGUUUUGGAGAACAGUUUAGCAAAAUCUAGCAAACUUUAAGAUUUACAUAAGUGGGGCUUCCCUGGUGGCACAGUGGGUUCAGAAUCCGCCUGCCAAUGCAGGGGACAUGGGUUAGAGCCCUGGUCCAGAAGGAUCCCACAUGCCGCGGAGCAACUAAGCCCGUGCACCACAACUACUGAGCCUGCGCUCUAGAGCCUGCGAGCCACAACUACUGAGUUCAUGUGCCACAACUACUGAAGCCCGCGUGCCUAGAGCCCAUGCUCCACAACAAGAAAAGCCACUGCAAAGAGAAGCCUGUGCACCGCAACAAAGAAUAGCCUCUGCUUGCCACAAGCAAAGAAAGCCUGCACGCAGCAAGAAAGUACCUAAUACGGCCAAAAUAAAUAAAUAAUUAAAAUUUUAAAUCUUAAAAAAAGUAAAUAAAGUGCUUAAGUAGGAAAAGCAGCAGAAAGAUUCAAUUAAUAAAAGUUAAAAAAAACAUGCAACCCAAUACUAUAUAGUGUUUAUAGCAUACAUAUACAUUUAGCAAAAAUACAAACACAUACAUAGUUAUGAUCAAUACCAAAUCUGGGAUGGUGGUUACUUCUGAAGAGGAGGAAGGGGACUGGGAUCUGGGGAAUACAAAGGGAGCUUCAACUGUAUUUGUACAAUUUUAUUUCUUAGCUGCAUGUGAGUAUAUGGGUAUGUGUUACAUUAGUAUUUUUUUUUUUAACUGAAGUAUAGCUGAGUUACAAUAUUACAUUAUUUUCAGGUGUAUAGCAUAGUGACUCAGUAUUUUUGCAGAUUUUACUCCAUUAUAAGUUAUUACAAGAUAAUGACUAUAAUUUCCUGUGCUACACAAUAUAUCCUUGUUGCCCGUUUACUUUUUACAUGAUAGUUUGCAUCUGUUAAUCUCAUACCCCUAACUUGUCCCUCCCUCACUUCUCUCUCCCCUUUGGUAACCAAUAGUUUGUUUUCUAUAUCUGUGAGUCUGUUUCUGUUUCGCAUAUACAUUCAUUUGUAUUAUUUUUAGAUUCCACAUAUAAGCGAUAUCAUAUAGUAUGUCUUUUUCUGACUUAUUCCACUAAGCAUAAUAUUCUCUAGGUUAAUCUUUUUAAUAUGCCCAAAAUAUUUCAGAACACAAAUUAUUUAUAAAGUUAGGUAACGAUAACCAACUUUUCCUUUACCUGCAGAGUUUUGCAUUUAAACAAUGAAUAAUUGUAAAUUUUUUAAUUCUUUGAAACUCUAAACUACAAUAUAUAGCCCAGAUCCCUAUUCCUCAGAUAAAAAUUACAACCAUGCAGGAGAUGUGUUAGUUUUCUAGUACCACCAUAACAAAGUACCAUAAACUAGGUCGUUUAGAAUUACAGAAAUUUAUUCUCAGUUCUGGAGGUCAGAAGUCCAAGCAAGGUGUCAGCAGAGCCAUGAUCCCUCUUAAAGGCACUAGGGAAGCAUCUGUUCCAGACCUCUCUCCUAGCUUCUGGUAGCCUCAGGCAUUCCUCUGCUUGUACAUGCAUCACUACAAUCUCCCAUCUUCACAUGGCUUUCCCUCUGCCAUGUCUGUCUCUGUGUCCAAAUUCUCCCUUCUGAUAAGGACACCAGUAAAUAUUAUAUUAGGGCCCAUCCUAGUGACUUCAUUUUAACUUGGUCACCUCUGUAAAAACCCUAUGUCCAAAUAAAGUCACAUUCUGAGAUGCUGGAGGUCACGACUUCAACAUAUCGUUUUGAGGGGACACAAUUCAACCCAUGAACACGGGAAAAAUACUCGUCUCCCUCCUACCCCAGUCCCCUACUUCUCCCCCAAACAACUUUCUUAUGCACAUGAUACGUAUAAUCCCCAUUGUAACCUCCAGCCCCUUUUCUUCUAUACAAAUAUCUGUGUCUUGUUUUUUAAUCUAAUGUUAUCUUGGAGCUUAUUCAUUAUUGGUACAUAGUAUCUAACCUUUUUUUUUUUUAACAUCUUUAUUGGAGUAUAAUUUCUUUACAAUGGUGUGAGUUUCUGCUUUAUAACAAAGUGAAUCAGUUAUACAUAUACAUAUGUUCCCAUAUCUCUUCCCUCUAACCAAUUCUUUUUAAGGGAUACAGUUUUCCACUGUACAGAGGUACUGUAAAUAAUUGACCCAGGCUUAACUAUAGACAUUGAGGUUGUUUUCAGUCUUUUACAAAUAAAGUUGCAAUUAAUAUCCUUGCGCUUAUGACUUUUCCUAAUGUGCAAAUUUAUCUUUUAGAUAAAUUCCUUUAAGUGAAGUCUCUGGGUCUCUCAUGUGCAUUUUAAGCUUUGACAAAUAUCAACAGUAUGUCCCUCAGUUUCUAUAAAAACCUUUCUUUAAUUAUAUACAACCCCAAUUUAUAGUUUUUGUUGUUGUUGUUUCUGUUUGUUUGUUUUUUAAGGUUUGGGGAUGCAGUAGACAGCUGUAAAUUUUGCAAGCCAGCAUCCAAGCCUCCUUUCUAUUUGGGAUAAUCCACUACUGUGAGAAUCUGGGCAGGGGCAGUGCCCUUCCACUACAGAAGCUGAAAGGGCCAGACAGUCCUGUCUUCUGGCAACACACACAGUGCCAACCAGGACCCUGUGGUGACUCAAAGACACAGAAGCAAUUCAAUCAGUCUAACACCCAGAGGAAUCACAACAUCUUAUGUAAACCAAUCCUAGUUCCUAACCUUUUUCUGAGCCUGGUUUAUUUCAGCUUUCAUGUCCAUUUUGUGAGCUACCAGAUAGCCUUUUUUUUGCCUUUUUUUUUUUUU
Molecule: messenger RNA, 8059 nt
Organism: Orcinus orca (killer whale)
Lineage: Eukaryota; Metazoa; Chordata; Mammalia; Artiodactyla; Delphinidae
Gene: AQP11
Product: aquaporin 11
Exons: 3
Coding region: 314-1129 (271 amino acids)
Biological process (GO): transmembrane transport
Cellular component (GO): membrane; cytoplasm
Molecular function (GO): channel activity
Source: RefSeq, a predicted model, not a curated record